GGCUCCGAUUCAACAGGUUUUCCUAUCUGCUCAGAUAGGGCCCUCCCUGCCCUAAGCAUGGCCAGCAAGAGCAUGCGCUGUCACUGGACAAGUCCUGGGCUGGGAGUUGGGAGACCCUGGUUGUAAUUCUGGCUCUGAAAGAGCGCAUCCCCUUUGGCAGGAGUGACGGCUGGUGGAAAGAUGGAUGUUUCAGACAAAAAAAAAUUCUCCUUAAAUAUAGCCUUGGGAGUGCCACUUGACCCCAGUGAGCCUCAGUUUCCACAUCCAUAAAAUGGCGAUGGUAAUUACACAGGGUCUAAUGAGAUCUCUGACGUAAAAACUCUGGAGAGUCUUAUUACUCACCUCUCUGGGGCAUAUUUAUCUCACGGGAAAAUAGAGUAAAACUAGUUGCUCUGUAAGUGUCCUGCCAGUUCAGAGGGCCUGUGAUUUCGUAAACGGGUUGUUGGGAAGUAAAGCCCGCAAUUAGCUGAGAGGGAGAGCUCACUGGCUUUAUUUUUGUUUCACAUGGUUUACCUGUAAACUAAGUGUAGCUACAAGUCGUCUGUGAUCGCUGGGUCUAGAGCUUGACUCUGGAGAAAGGAAAGGAAGAAUGGAAGCCUGGUGAAGAGGCAGAGAAGCCUGAGGGAGUUCAUCCCUGGCAGCAGCCCCCCUGAAUUCCUGGUGGUGAGAGGAUGUGGCCCCUGGACACAUCCCGGAAAGAGGUCCUGGGGUUUGCAGUCAGCUGCCGUGUCCUGACUCUGGUGCUGCAGGCUCUCUUCAAUGCCAUCAUCCCAGACCAUCAUGCGGAAGCCUUCUCACCUCCUCGCCUCGCCCCCUCCGGCUCUGUGGACCAACUUGUGGAAAGUCUCCUGGGCGGCCUGUCUCACUGGGAUGCUGAACACUUCCUGUUCAUUGCUGAGCAUGGCUACCUGUAUGAGCACAACUUUGCCUUCUUCCCCGGUUUCCCCCUGGUCCUGUUGGUGGGGACUGAAUUGCUGAGACCCCUGUGGGGGUUACUGAGCCUACGGAGUUGCCUGCUAAUCUCAGUAGCAUCGCUCAAUUCCUUGUUCUCCGUGCUGGCCGCACUUGCGCUUCAUGACCUGGGCUGUCUGGUUUUGCGCUGUCCCCGCCAGGCUUUUUAUGGAGCGCUGCUCUUCUGCCUCAGCCCCGCCAAUGUCUUCCUGGCGGCUGGCUACUCAGAAGCUUUGUUUGCCCUCCUGACAUUCAGCGCCCUGGGGCAGCUGGAAAGGGGCCGAAGCUGGACUAGUGGACUCCUCUUUGCCCUUGCCACUGGUGUGCGCUCCAACGGGCUGGUCAACGUUGGCUUCCUCGUGCAUUCUCAGUGCCGAGGCUUUUUCUCUUCUCUCAUGGUGAGGAAUCCUCUGAGACAGCUCUUGAAGCUGAUGGGCUCUGUGUUCCUGUCAGUGCUCACACUUAGCCUUCCCUUUGCCCUCUUUCAAUAUUACGCCUAUACCCAGUUCUGUCUGCCAGGCCCAGCCUACCCCAUUCCUAAGCCCUUGCUGCAGUUAGCUGUGGACAAGGGCUACCGAAUCGUAGAGGGAAAUGAGCCGCCUUGGUGCUCCUGGGAUCUUCCCCUAAUAUACAGCUACAUCCAGGAUAUCUAUUGGAAUGUUGGCUUUUUGAGAUACUAUGAACUCAAGCAGGUGCCCAAUUUUCUACUGGCUGCGCCAGUGGCUAUACUGGUUGCCUGGGCAACUUGGACAUAUGUGACCACCCAUCCUUGGCUCUGCCUUACACUUGGGAUGCAAAGGAGCAAGAACAGAGAGACCCCAGAGAAGCCUGAGCCUGGAUUCCUCAGUCCUCGGGUGUUCGUGUACCUGGUCCACGCUGCAGCGCUGCUGCUGUUUGGUGGUCUGUGCCUGCAUGUUCAGGUUCUCACCAGGUUUUUAUGCUCCUCCACUCCAAUUGUGUACUGGUUUUCAGCUCACUUGCUUCAAGAUCAAGAACCACUGCUGAGAUCCCUAGAGACUGUGCCUUGGAAGCCUCUUUCAGGGGACUCCCCACCAGGACAAAAGGUCCCCAGAAACUCUAUCAUGGGACUCUUGUACAACUGGAAAACUUGUUCUCUGGUCACACGGUGCAUUCUAGGCUACUUCCUGACCUACUGGCUCCUGGGACUACUCCUGCAUUGCAACUUCCUACCUUGGACAUGACCUGGAGACUUAGGGGACAGGCUUGAAGCAGACUUAACCAAGGUCUGAAAGUACAAAUACAUGCUGGGGCUGCCUGUGCUGCCCUGGAACCCUUACUCUGCCCGUUAGAACCUCUCUCUCCUUGAAGGUUGGUUAGGAAUGGGAGAAGUGUGAGCCUCUAGAGAGCACCUUCUGGUCCUGGCUAUGGCAGACUUUAGGGUAGUAACUAUUUUCUCUGUAAAUGAAGAAAUCUUAUUCCAGGUCUAAAGCAUACCUGGAUCUGUCUUGUCAAUCAACCAUAGCAGAGAUAGUCUUAAACUUACCACCUACCCACACGUAAAUUUAAAUGUAAAUUAUUUAAAUGUGAAUUUCAUCAAAGGCUCUAGCUGACAAGCUGGUCAUAGUCCACACAGUGAUGGCGGAGGCCUGGACAGUGUAGCCUAAGUACAAUGGGACCAUCUUUUCUAAAUGGGACAUUGUUUCUGAUUAUUUUUUUCAUGAUUUGUUCACUUAUUUAUAUGAAAAACCUUACAAAGAUACGCAAAUUAAACAACUCUUGAUUAUAUCUGCAAUUAAUUACCUUUUUAUUUUUUAAAUUAUUUUAUUUUAUUUUAUUGGCUGCACAGCUUGCGGAAGCUUAGUUCACUGACCAGGGAUUAAACCCGGUCCACAGCAGUGAAAGCACCGAGCUGGACCACCAGUGAAUUCCCAUAAAUUACCUUGUUAAAAAUAUAAUACAAAUUAAGGGCUGAGACCCUGCCACAUACUCUGCAUCCACACUUCAUUUGGAUAUUAAAGGUCAAUUGAGGCAAAAAAAAUUAAUACAAGUUACUUGGGGGAAAAAAGUCAUGGUAAGAAGAACAUUGCAUGAGGAGGCAGGAGGCCUGGAUUCUGGUCCUCUCAGUAAAGCCCCACUUACCAGCUGUGUGACCUUGGGAGAGUUUUCAGAGCCUUAGUUACCUCUUCUGAAACUAGGGGAAAAUUACAUUCUCCCACGGGAAAAAAUAUCCAGUUCUCCUCUUUUCAGCACUCUGAGGAGUAAUUUCAGUGGCGUUUCCUCUGAAGGAGGAAGAGCAGUGACACUUGGCAAAUAAGGCUCCCCUGUCCUGUGUAAGUAAGCCUGCCCAGGGGCAACUAAAUGUUCAAUGUGUGAGCAGUGACUGGUUUUCCGGCCCUGCCUGAGUGCCUGUGCUUUCUUGAUUGGUAGGUAAGGGUCAGAUGAGCCAACACAGCAGCAGGAAUUGAUAAAUUGUAGGUAAGUCCAGGGUUGAAUGAAAUGGUAUCUUCCUGGCCACCAUUUGGUAAUGGGCUUGACUCUAUAAUUGUAGUAAAAUCUUGACCCCUGCUGAGCUAUUUUUUCUCAUUCUUUGAGCCAGGUAAGAGGCUCUGCAUCAUCACCACUCUUUCCCCAUUUGAGCCAAAAAUUCCAACAAGCAGAAACUUCGAAAUAGAUGGAUUGACACGCUCCCUCUGACCAUGACUGAAAGUUAAACUUGCCAGCUGAAGGGAAGCUCCUGGCUGAGCCCCAGCACCCUCUAUUGGAGCUCCUAGUCAGCCUGGCCAAUAAGCAUUUCCCAUCCAUCGCCCCAGCUUUAGCACAGCUGAGAGAAUUUGGUCCAGAGUCAAAUGCUUCUGAAAAUGUACACACAGCUCGGGACAGCCCUCUGCCUUCUGCCAAGACACCCGAGUGCCCUUCUUGGCAAAAGAUGAUCACCCCUGCCCUAGUGUCCCUCCAGUUGGCAGAAACUGUUCCCUCCCUCCUCACCCACAGCUGCAAAUCUGGGGACUUCCACCCUGUGUGCAGGAAGCGUUGAGGGCCUGAUUCAGCUCUUUAUUGCAGAGGUAGGAGUACUAGAUUGUUUGCUCUCGUGGAUUGACCUCUUUGCCUCUUUUGGGGGGGAUAAUCAGAACUGAUUGUUUCCCUACUGGAAGAGGUGACUCAAACUCCGCAGGGUAGGGGGUGAUUUCACUGCUUUGGCAGUCUCAGCUUAACGUUCACACUAGACCUCGUCACCCCCAGAAACAAGUGAUUUCAAGGACCGGAAACCCUAUAAAUGCGAACCUCUCAUUUCUCAACUAAUACCAAGGAACUAAAUCACUCUGGUAUUUUGCAAAGACCAUUCUGGUUACAGCCGAUCAUAGAGGAGUUAAGUGAGGACCCCAGCUAGGUGGACGUACCUGGUGUGACCUGGAGAUGGACACAGUUUUCUCUCUGACCUUGGAGGGAUCUAGUUCUCUAAGGAGCUAAGGAAUGGGCUGAUUUUAUGGCCAGCAGCUGUCCUUUUACUAUCCUAUUAACAGUCUUUAAUAGCCUUCGAGAGGGAUAUGAAGGGCCCAAGGCAGGAAGCUUCCUGUUUACCCUGAGGUCUAACAAUGCUGCAGCUGGGUUGGGCGUCUACAAUUUCAGAGAAAAGUCAUUUCCUUCUGAGACCCAGCUAAAACAGAAACCAGACGCUUUAUGUACCUAGAAGUAGAUGCUUUUUUGUUCUUUAAUGAAGGUGGGAGGAGAGGGAGCGUUUGACAUGGCUUUACCAGUCCCCCUGAAAAAAAAAAUCACUUUUCUUGAACAGACCCUCUCACCCUCCUCCAAAAAAUGUAGUGUGUGCAGGCUCAUGGGAUUUGCAACUGAUUGAUUCUUUCAGCAAUUGUUCAGUAUUGCCUGUUUUAGGGGACUAAAGAAUACUCGCCCU
Aethalodelphis obliquidens (Pacific white-sided dolphin) is the source of this 4822-nucleotide messenger RNA. It is a transcript of the gene PIGV, whose product is annotated as phosphatidylinositol glycan anchor biosynthesis class V. Gene Ontology annotation, biological process: GPI anchor biosynthetic process. The coding region runs from base 672 to 2153 and encodes 493 amino acids. NCBI's taxonomy places the organism in Eukaryota, Metazoa, Chordata, Mammalia, Artiodactyla, Delphinidae. Gene Ontology annotation, molecular function: alpha-1,6-mannosyltransferase activity; GPI mannosyltransferase activity. Gene Ontology annotation, cellular component: mannosyltransferase complex; endoplasmic reticulum membrane. The record is from RefSeq and is a predicted model, not a curated record. The transcript is spliced from 4 exons.